This is a messenger RNA of Alternaria viburni, 1740 nucleotides long. RefSeq lists its product as uncharacterized. Bases 1 to 1740 code for a protein of 579 amino acids. NCBI's taxonomy places the organism in Eukaryota, Fungi, Ascomycota, Dothideomycetes, Pleosporales, Pleosporaceae. The transcript has 2 exons. The record is from RefSeq and is a predicted model, not a curated record.
AUGACGGAGGAACAGAUGCUAUCUGGACCAGUUCUAGAAGAGCCGCCCUUCUCAGAAAUCCUCUUGCAAGUGGAUGGCAGCCAUGCUAAUUUCUCCGAUACCAUCGCGAUCGCGCCCUAUAUCAAGCGAGGCAAUCUUGAACUCGCCAGACUCCGAGGCUAUGUCAAUGCGAUCUACAGCGAGGCUAAGAAUCACGUCCUGUCUCUGAGAGAAGAUCCCUCUUAUCUUGCAGACACAAUCACCGACGUCUCUGAGCAUAGCUGCGAGCUCAUUCCGGAUACACGUGGCCGCAUCGACCAAUCUGUUGAUACUCCGAAGUUCCUGUCAAACCAGAGCUUGAUAAUGUGGUUCGAGGUCUCGGCAAGACUAGAUCAGCUUUGCCUGCACGCCCAUAACGGCGCCGCUACCCAUGAUCAGCUACAGAAUGUCCUUAAUCUCGAGGCUUUACUCGAACGUGCUCGAAGCUACCUACUACGAGAAGUCACUAGUGCCGGUAUGGCAUCGCCCACGAUGCGAAAAUACUAUGAACGCAUAGUUUCCGGGCCAGGAGAUUGUCCAUACAUACAGAUCGCUAUCGGAGAAGGAUAUUCUCUCCGAACGGAGGGCGAAGCAUGGAUGCUGAGCGUUUUUCAUCGUCUGCUGUCUUUCAGUCAAAACGACUCCCGGAAGAACAUCAAUGGCUUUGCAGAGAUGCCUGGGGGUGAAGAGAUCAAAGUGGACAUCGACCUCCACGCCACAAUGGACCGUCUAGAUACUCUCUCACGCAAACACCGGAGUGCGCGCGCUAUGCUAACAGCCCAAUUGUCAUCUCUCAUCAGCCAGCUUUCUAUCAUCGAGGAGUGUCUUCAUGAGAUCAAGCUAUGGAAGAGGUCAUCAGAAAUUUGGAUACUACUCGGCACAUCUCGCAUGGAAGCCACAGAGUCGAACAAGGGAAGCUUCUCAACCAACUGGGCUCAUCACAUAAAUGACUACGACGUACCAGUCUAUUUGGUCAAACCAUCGCGAGGAAGCCUACGCUAUCCCAUCGAUAAGCCGCGAACCGCUCAGAACGUGAAGACGAUGCGAGACUUGGAAUCAAAUCUUGACAAGUUCUGGAAUGAUAUCGACUCGUUCUACAAACUUAAGACUGGUGUUGCGCAAGAUGAAGUGUUACGUCGAUGUCUCCUGGAAGGUGGUGAGAUGCGCCGAACUGCUCCGUGGACUGGCCCAAGCGUUCCCAAAGAGUGCUUCAAAAGCAUCGAGUACAAAGCCAUCAGCAACUACGACCACGAUGUUGCACUGCAGAUUACCGGAACCUUCGAUAAGCCGGUCACACGAGGUAGUGCCAAGCGAAAGAAGCGCUACCAUGCUCCUCUAGAUACCGAGCCAGCGACUCAAGUUCACGACAUCGGUCAUCCAAGCCCGGAGAAGAAGCCCGAACGAAUCUACUGCGUCGACAAACGUGCCCACAAAGUCUUCAAGACUCUCUUCUAUGUCCCUCUUUCAGAUCUUGGAGAGACACCGAAAGCGAUUAAGUGGGACGACUUCAAGCGCGCUAUGAUUCGAGCCGGCUUCUCUGCGGAAAAGCUCCAAGGCUCAGCCUGGCAGUUUACUCCUAGUGUUUCUACGGAUGUCGCUCGUGGCAUCCAGUUUCACGAGCCACAUCCCGACAGCAGUAUUCCCUACAUCAUGGCUCGGCGUUUUGGCAGGAGGCUUCAGAGGGUAUAUGGCUGGCACGGUGGUAUGUUCAAGUUGGCUUGA